CAUCAUGCGGCACCGCCAUGCUGUGCCGAUUGUCUGUCCCCCCUGCCACUGCUGUUUUUCAACUCACUAUCUGUGUCCUCUCUGCAAGGCGCGCUCUGUGUGCACACCACGGCCCCCCAGGAGUGGACGCCCUGGCCACCACCCCAGAAGCCUCUGCAGCCCCCAGUCAGGUCGAAGCAGGGCCCAGAGGCUGCCCAGGACCUGUGACCAGCGGACAGAAGAGCUGUGACCACUCAAGGCACCUGCACGGGAGCAGCAUCGCGGGAGGGCUGGUGAAGGGGGCCUUGUCCGUUACCGCCUCUGCAUACAAGGCCCUGUUUUCUGGGCCCCCUGUGACUGCACAGCCCAUAGUUUCUGAACACCAGACCGCAGCCCUGAUGGCUCACCUCUUUGAAAUGGGGUUCUGUGACCAACAGCUGAACCUCAGGCUGCUGAAGAAGCACAACUACAACAUCCUGCAAGUGGUGACCGAGCUGCUUCAGCUCAGCAACAACUGGCCCAGCCAUCGCUACUGAGGUGGCCUUGCUGCCACCUGCCACUCCACGUGGUCUUUAUUCUGUCCCAGGCUUGGGGGGGAGGCCCAUGCUUGCUUUUUAAUCUGAUGAAUCUCUAGAGCCCUUCAUUGAAUUUUCAAGACAGUAUCUGUUACAGUAUUUUUUGAAGCAAAUCAAAGACCAGUACUUCACUUUAGGAACUGGACUAGUGGGAAGUCAGUUUUUCAGUUGAUUUGGAUAAAACACCUCCAUUUUAGUGCAUUGAAGAGUGUACCUUGAACUUCUGUAGAACCAUUUUUCUUUCUGCUUGUACUGAAGUUGAGUAUUUUCCUCUGGUU
Molecule: messenger RNA, 832 nt
Organism: Heterocephalus glaber (naked mole-rat)
Lineage: Eukaryota; Metazoa; Chordata; Mammalia; Rodentia; Bathyergidae
Source: RefSeq, a predicted model, not a curated record